Monosiga brevicollis MX1 is the source of this 624-nucleotide messenger RNA. RefSeq lists its product as uncharacterized. Gene Ontology annotation, molecular function: protein binding. The record is from RefSeq and is a predicted model, not a curated record. Gene Ontology annotation, biological process: ribosome biogenesis; ribosomal large subunit export from nucleus; ribosomal large subunit biogenesis. The transcript has a single exon. NCBI's taxonomy places the organism in Eukaryota, Choanoflagellata, Craspedida, Salpingoecidae. Bases 1 to 624 code for a protein of 207 amino acids. Gene Ontology annotation, cellular component: preribosome, large subunit precursor; nucleolus; nucleus.
AUGGCCACGGUCAAGGACGCGGCGACCCAGCGACCAGCGGAGAUCAUUGCCCUCCGCUCCAAGGCGGCACUGGACGACCUGAUGGCCAAGUGUGCGCUGGACCUGCAGCAGGCAUAUCUGGCCUCACGUGAGUGGGGCGUCAGCACUGUCUUGACCAUGCGGGGUCGGGACAAGUUGCGUCGCUUGAGCGACACGACCUUUGCCAUUGCAGUCGUGUCCAUGAUGGGUUUUGGCCUCCAUGAACUCAUCAACGUCAAGCCGACGGACAAGUGCCCGCUCUGCAGCAGCAAGACACCUCAGCCGCGACUGACCCGCGAGCACCUGCUGACCUGCCGUCCCAUCAAGCGUCACAACGCCCUUCGCGACGAGAUGGGCCGCCUGCUCAGGUACGCCACCCUCUCCCAUGUCUGGGUGGAAAAGUCUGGCUACAACGCCAACGGUCAGAGCUGCCGCAUCGACCUGCACUGCCGCAACCCCUUUCCCGGCGGUACCCUGGGCCCAGCUCUGCCCGACCUGGGCAUUGACGUGACUGUGCGCACAGCCCAACCCCCGACCACCUCGCAAGCCUGCAUCAAGGUGGGCGCUGCCCUUCGCCGAGCCGAAAAGGAGAAGCGCGACUACUAA